AUGACAAAACCAAUUAUAACAAAAAAACCCGGACGUACUCUUUCAAGACAAGAAGUAGAAUCUGCUUUAAAAGACUUCACAUUAAAAGUAGCUAAUGAAACUUACGAAAAAUCCACUUCUUCUUCAACGGAUUCGAUUUCAUUAUCUUGGAAAGAUGUAUCAUAUACAAUAACAGAUCCAAAAUCCAAAAAAAAAAAACAUAUCGUAAAAAAUGUUAGUGGCAUUGUUGAACCCGGUGAAGUUUUAGCAAUCAUGGGACCUUCUGGAGCCGGUAAAUCCUCGUUCUUGGACUUAUUGGCCGGACGCAAAGAUCCAAAAUCCGUUACCGGUGAAAUUUAUCUUAAUGGCAAACCAGGUGAAAUUAAAUACGUAUCAACUUAUGUAAUGCAAGAUGACGCUUUAAUGGGUGUUCUUACGGUGCGGGAGAAUAUUCAAUUCGCUGCUGAUUUAUGUUUCCCAGCCGAAUUCUCAGAUGAAGAUAGAAAAGCACGUGUCCAAACCAUAAUAGAAGAAUUUGGAUUAGAUAGAGUAGCUGAUAAUAAAAUUGGAACAGUAUUUGUUAGAGGUAUAAGUGGAGGAGAAAAACGUAGAUGUGCGAUAGCAUCUCAAGUUCUCACUUUACCUAAAAUAAUAUUUCUUGAUGAACCAACGACCGGAUUAGAUUCGGCUGCGGCGUAUAACGUAAUGAAUGCCAUUGUUGAUAUGGCAAGGAGACAUAAACUUGCGGUUAUAGCAAGUAUACAUCAACCAUCCACAGAAACUUAUGCUUUAUUUGAUAAAUUAUUAUUGCUUGGACGUGGUAAAACUUUGUAUUUUGGUAAAAGAGAGAAUGCUAUAUCUCACUUUGAAGAAUUAGGAUUCGCUUGUCCACCUUACGCGAAUCCAGGAGAUUAUUUCUUGAGAUUGGUAAAUAGUGAUUUUAUGAAAGAUAUAAGUGAAGCUGAACAACUCAUUACAAGCUUCAACGUGUCUUUCUUAAAAUCAUCUUAUAAAUUAGAAAUUGACGCACAAAUUGACGAUUUAAUCUCCAAGUCAGAUAAUGAAAAUUUUGAUAAUGAAUCAAUUACAGAGGAUACUCCAAGAGGAUAUCCUCGUAAUUUCUUUGCACAGACCAUGAUUAUUAUGAAACGGUCUCUCAAAAAUUCCACAAGAAAUAUAUUAAUGUAUUGGAUAAGAGUAGCGAUGUAUGUUAGUUUAGCAAUAUUGAUGGGUUCAACAUGGUGGCAAGUUGGAUAUGGACAACAACAUAUAGGUGAUAGGUUAUCGUCCCAUUUCUUUUCCGUUGCGUUCUUAUGUUUUAUGAGUGUAGCUGGUAUACCAGGAUUUUUGGAGGAACGGUUGGUAUUUCAACGUGAACGUUCAAAUAGGUUUUAUUCUGUUGGUCCAUAUGUAUUAGCUAAUACAUUAAUUUCAAUACCAUUUUUAAUGAUUGUUACAUUAUCAUUCUCUGUAUUUGCUUAUCCUAUGAUUGGUUUGCACGGUGGUAUGGAAAAAAUUACCAAUUUCUUGGUAUUUCUCUUUUUAUCUUUAUUGGUCGCUGAAUCUAUGGUUGUUUUUAUCUCCGCUGUUAUACCAAUUUUCGUAGCUGCUUUAGCUAUCGUUGCUUUUGCUAAUGGGUUUUUCAUGGUAGUUGAGGGUUAUUUCGUAACAAAAAAAAAUAUUCCAAAAGCAUGGAAAUGGGCUCAUUAUGUUGAUUAUCAGAAAUAUGCCUUCGAAGGUAUCGUUAAGAAUGACCUUUCUGGAUUAACGUUUUUAUGUGAAAAAACUGAUCAAGGUUGUUUUUGUUUACAUGGAGGAGAAACUGCAAUUAAAAAUUGUAAUUUUUCUGGACAAAAUAUUUUGGAUGAUUUGGGUUAUGGGGAAGUUGUCAUAUAUAAAUGGGUGUUCGCACUUGUUGGAUUAGUACUCGCUUUCCGUGUCGGUUUUUAUUUAGCCUUACUUCUCCGAAAAAACCGUCAUUAA
Molecule: messenger RNA, 1962 nt
Organism: Funneliformis caledonium
Lineage: Eukaryota; Fungi; Glomeromycota; Glomeromycetes; Glomerales; Glomeraceae
Source: the annotation of a GenBank genome assembly